UUGGAGGCGGACAGGGAAGCAUGGAGGGCAAUGCAGGUGGUGUGAUCGCUUACAUCAGCUCUUCAAGUUCGGCCUCAAGCCCUGCCUCAUGCCAUAGUGAGGGCUCUGAGAGCAGUUUCCAAUCCUCCUCCUCACCGGCACCACCAUCACCAAACAGUUCCUCAUCAGAAGGCAGUUGUAAUAACAAGAACGGGGAUAGCUGUGAUGGAACAUCCAAGAGUGAACCACUUGAUGAUCAUAUCAAAACAAGCCGAUCAAGUGUUAAUGGACUGACCAAAGGUCAUGCUGGACUUACAAAAUUUAAUGGUAUGGUCCUGCUCUGUAAGGUCUGUGGAGACGUUGCCUCAGGAUUCCAUUAUGGGGUCCAUGCCUGUGAAGGCUGCAAGGGUUUUUUCAGACGAAGCAUUCAGCAGAAUAUCCAAUACAAGAAGUGCCUGAAGAAUAACAACUGCUCCAUUAUGAGAAUGAAUCGAAAUAGGUGCCAGCAGUGCCGAUUCAAGAAAUGUUUGUCGGUCGGGAUGUCAAGAGAUGCGGUUCGUUUUGGCCGGAUUCCUAAACGUGAAAAGCAGAGGAUGCUGAUCGAAAUGCAGAGUGCUAUGAAGACCAUGAUGAACACUCAAUUCAGUGAUCACUUGCCCAGCGAAGGUGUAAAAGAUAGCGAAGAACCGUUGCUCCUUUUGCCUCAAGAAGAGCUGAACUCCAAAUCCCAGCAAGAACAGGAACGCCUCAGAAGGUCUUCUCCAGUACCCCCACUCCCUGCUCCGUCUAACAUCGCUAAGGAAGAAGUGAUUGGCAUGGUGACCAGAGCCCACAAGGAUACCUUCAUGUACAACCAGGAACAAUUAGGAAAUCUUCCCUCUGUUGAGCAGUCCCUGAAUGAGGACAGAAUUCUGAAGUACACUGAGCAAUAUAAUUCUAGUAGCGAACCUAAUAGUGGGGGGACAAACAGAGUCCUCUAUGGUGGGAGCGAGCAGCAUUUCAAUGGACAAUAUAAAGGACGGAACACUGUGCAUUAUCUUAAUGGGCGCAGCCUUUGCUUCUCCAGCGACCACUAUACAAAUCUGACUAAUGGCUUCACCAUCAAAGGUUACUAUAGGAUGCCUGAAAAUGGCUUUCAUCCAAAUGAGAGACUGAAUACCUACACGCGUGGGACUGGAGGAAGAAUGCAUCUGGUCUGCCCGAUGAAUAAGACUCCUGUAGUGGACCCAACUAAAUCUGGUCAUGAAAUCUGGGAAGAAUUUUCUAUGAGCUUUACCCCCGCAGUGAAGGAAGUGGUGGAGUUUGCCAAACGUGUUCCAGGCUUCAGAGACCUCUCCCAACACGACCAAGUAAACUUGCUAAAGGCUGGAACUUUUGAGGUUUUAAUGGUACGGUUUGCAUCUUUAUUCGAUGCAAAGGAGCGUACUGUCACUUUUCUUAGUGGGAGGAAAUACAGUUUGGAUGAUCUGCGUUCAAUGGGAGCUGGUGAUCUACUGAAUUCCAUGUUUGAGUUCAGCGAGAAGCUAAAUUAUCUGAAUCUUAGUGAUGAAGAAAUGAGCUUGUUUACUGCAGUGGUCCUUGUGUCUGCUGAUCGAUCAGGAAUAGAAAAUGUCAAUUCUGUGGAAGCGCUGCAGGAAACGCUAAUCCGUGCACUUAGGACCUUGGUAACAAAAAACCAUCCAAAUGAAGCCUCUAUUUUUACAAAACUGCUUUUGAAACUGCCUGACUUGCGUUCCUUAAACAACAUGCACUCUGAAGAACUUCUAGCCUUUAAAGUUCACCCGUAGGCUUUUACCUCUUUUUAU
Molecule: messenger RNA, 1784 nt
Organism: Euleptes europaea (tarantolino)
Lineage: Eukaryota; Metazoa; Chordata; Lepidosauria; Squamata; Sphaerodactylidae
Gene: NR1D2
Product: nuclear receptor subfamily 1 group D member 2
Exons: 8
Coding region: 21-1766 (581 amino acids)
Biological process (GO): cell differentiation; hormone-mediated signaling pathway; positive regulation of transcription by RNA polymerase II
Molecular function (GO): zinc ion binding; RNA polymerase II cis-regulatory region sequence-specific DNA binding; nuclear receptor activity
Source: RefSeq, a predicted model, not a curated record